Molecule: messenger RNA, 1171 nt
Organism: Harpia harpyja (harpy eagle)
Lineage: Eukaryota; Metazoa; Chordata; Aves; Accipitriformes; Accipitridae
Product: histone H1.01
Exons: 1
Coding region: 95-754 (219 amino acids)
Biological process (GO): nucleosome assembly
Cellular component (GO): nucleosome
Molecular function (GO): DNA binding; structural constituent of chromatin
Source: RefSeq, a predicted model, not a curated record
CCGCGCGGCUCCUCUCUAAAAAUGCGAGCAUCUGACCCGCGCCAGCCCAAUUGUGUUCGCCUGCUCCGCAGAGGACGCUGCCGCCGCCGCCGCGAUGUCCGAGACCGCUCCCGCCGCCGCCCCCGAUGCGCCCGCGCCCGGCGCCAAGGCCGCCGCCAAGAAGCCGAAGAAGGCGGCGGGCGGCUCCAGAGCCCGCAAGCCGGCGGGCCCCAGCGUCACCGAGCUGAUCACCAAGGCCGUGUCCGCCUCCAAGGAGCGCAAGGGGCUCUCGCUCGCCGCGCUCAAGAAGGCGCUGGCCGCCGGCGGCUACGACGUGGAGAAGAACAACAGCCGCAUCAAGCUGGGGCUCAAGAGCCUGGUCAGCAAGGGCACCCUGGUGCAGACCAAGGGCACCGGCGCCUCCGGCUCCUUCCGUCUCAACAAGAAGCCCGGCGAGGUGAAGGAAAAAGCCCCCAAGAAGCGGGCAGCCGCCGCCAAGCCCAAGAAGCCGGCAGCCAAGAAGCCCGCCGGCGCCGCCAAGAAGCCCAAGAAAGCGGCGGCGGUGAAGAAGAGCCCCAAGAAAGCGAAGAAGCCGGCGGCCGCCGCGGCCAAGAAGACGGCCAAGAGCCCCAAGAAAGCGUCCAAGGCAGGUCGCCCCAAGAAAGCAGCAAAGAGCCCGGCCAAGGCGAAGGCGGUGAAGCCCAAAGCAGCCAAGCCCAAGGCGGCUAAGCCCAAAGCAGCCAAGGCGAAGAAGGCGGCGCCUAAAAAGAAGUAAAUUAUACUAGAAGAGUCCUGCUCUCCGUAUUUUGUUAUCCAACGGCUCUUUUAAGAGCCACCCACACUUUCCCUAAAGGAGCUGAGGCACCGAGGUCGUCAGUAACCUGCAGCAAGGAUCCAGUAAUUCGUAAGUCGUCAGAGAUCAAUUGUGUCUUCUUUUCCCCUACAAUUACCGAAAGAAACGCUAACGAGCACGGUAUAACGCGGCGGCUUUAGGGAAGUGUAGACUUUUACAUCUUUUUUUUUUUUUUUUUGCCGAGUAAUUGGUUUGAUUACCAGGAAGCAAUGUUUUAUAAUGUUUUGAUAAACAUCGGAUGUACGUUUUUUUUAAGGAUAUAUUUUGUAACAAAAAUAAUGCAAUUGCCGGGCACGCUACUACUGAGCCAUGUCUAAUCUAUUAUAUUAUUUCUCUGAA